Neoarthrinium moseri is the source of this 2004-nucleotide messenger RNA. RefSeq lists its product as uncharacterized. NCBI's taxonomy places the organism in Eukaryota, Fungi, Ascomycota, Sordariomycetes, Amphisphaeriales, Apiosporaceae. The transcript has a single exon. The coding region runs from base 1 to 2004 and encodes 667 amino acids. The record is from RefSeq and is a predicted model, not a curated record.
AUGGAGAUCUCGGAGCCGCUCAUGGACUGCAACUUCCCGGAGUUCCUCGCGGGAGACUUGGGGCGAUCAGAAGAUGUUUUUCUCUCGAGGAAUUUAACUGCCGGUGCGCCCGCACCGUCGUUGGCGGAUGACGGGAGCAAGCGACGUUAUUCACUUCAGGACAGCUCCUCACAGUUUUUAACGUCCCAACCGCGGGUGGCUCUGUCGCGAAUGAAAUCGCUUCAAUCACUCAAGCCGGCCAAAUCGCCAGCCAUGGCCGAGGUGAACGAGAGUCCCAGGAAAAGUAGUGACACGACUGACUCCUCUGCCACCGACUCGUCUGGUGGCAUGGAGCCACCGUCCAUUGCAACCCGUAAUGUUUCGGUUACUACCACGGCUACUUCUGUGACCUCCGGCAGAUUUUCACCCAGCGAGAAAUCCCCCUCGCCAGUGGACAAGCUCCCCCAUUACAGCUGGGUGGACUUGGAUCUCGCGGACGCCCUCAAGUCAGAGAGAAGCUACACCAUGGGCCACAUUAGUUCCCGACGGACGCCAGCUUCACCUCGAGGCAACAUUGCAGAUUCGCGGAGUAUGUCGAUGGGUACCAAGACUGUGCGUCCUGGGAAGAUGGAUUCAUUCUCGACUGUCACUUCUCCAGCCAAAACUCCGACUGCAGCGAUGAGCCCUCAGAGACCGUAUUUCUUCGAAGGGCGAGCAGGGCCACCGACAGAAUUUCCCAUUCGACGCUCAUCUCUCUCUCAGAAUAAAGACCUCCUCACUCUCCCGCCGCGUCAUCGAAAAUCUUCUCGUUCACCUCCACCGCCAAACAUUGUCAUUCCCGGCAAUGUAACACAUGUCACACCUACCAGAAGCCCGACACCGCUGGACCAAAAUAACGGCAAGUUUCUGAAGGACGCAGAGGAACGCAGCAUAUUGACUCUCGACGAUGACUCCGACGACGACUAUGAUGAUUCCUUGGCAGUUCCCACCCCAGCACCUGUGAGGACGCAGGUCGCGACACCGAGAAUUGUGUCACCUUCGACUGACGUCGAGCAGUGGCUAGAUACAAGCAAUAUUGGUUUCUCAUUCAAUCCUCAAGCCAAAAACGAGAAUCCCGUGUCACGUAUCCCCAUCGGGUCCGAGGUGCUUGACACCCUGCGAAUCUCAGUAGCAUGCUUUCCCGAGACGAUGCUCUUAUGCUCUAGUCUCUCAAUAGAGACGAUCCGAAGUCAUUCUAGGAAGAUCAAGUACCGCAUGCAGGAUCUUGACAAUGGAUCGCAACUUUCGCUGAACCUUGGUGAUGGAUCACCAAAGCCAUCCGUGUGGAAAUGGUUGACCACCAAGCGACCUCAAGACACCAGUCCAACCAAGCUUCAGCCGAGACAGAGAGCCUAUCUGGACCCGCCGACUCUCUCCACAGGUCCGCGCCUAGAUGAACCAGACUGGUCGGCAAUCAGGAACGUCUUUCCUAACGGGACUGACUACCUGUGCGACGCACUCUACGCCCAUCUGCUUGCCUACAACUACAUAUCUUCCCUCUGCCCUCGAUCUGUCCCUCUGAGCCCAAUCCAGAGACCCGGUUCAAACCAGUCCAGUGCUCAGAGCAUUACAGAAACCGCAUCCAAAUGCUCAGAGAGCACCCAGAUCAAGCCCAAGGCGGCGAAGUUGCUAGGGCUUUCUGAAGACACUCCAGCAGUCAUGCCACGUAGCCCAGGAGUUGACUCUCAGAAAUCGCCGAGAAGUCUCACCCUACGCAAUAAGCCAUCUUUCUUCGCAGGGCACCGGGAGAACUCCAAGACGUUUGGCACCGGCGCCAGCCGAUCGGCCGACGAUCACGACAAAUCCCUGAAGGAGCUUCAACUCGGGCUAGCGAAGUGUAUCGCGAGAUUGGUGGGCACGCUGCGCCUGACCUCGCACGAGAACAAAGCAGUCAGCGUUACCAAGCAGGUGGACAUCAAGGACGUCGAUCCCCUAUUCAUCCGCGCUCUCUGCGAAAUUGUCCGCUCUUGCGAGGAGCGAGCGUAG